CGGCGCAGCUUGGGUUGGGUUGGGCUUUCGGUUCGUUCGUUUGGCUAACAAGUGAACACCACACCGAACACCGGCAUUCGCUGACAGACGUGCGCCGAUGAAGCAGCAACAAGUUACUGGCCCUGGACAGCAAUAUAGACCGCAAACGGCAUCCCACAUACAACAAAUACGUACUACAUAUAUAUACGCAUAAAAGCGAAGAAUGGGAGGCUGUUGCUCAAAGGAUUUGGACGACAAACGCUCCUGGAGUCCCGAGGAGACCAAGAAUGGCAGCACCACAUCGACCAUCAUUGCCCAGCCGCUGGACGAAGUGGGCUCCACCGGCGUCUUCACAUUAACACGCACCACCACUAGCACCACGCGGCAGGAGAAGACGGUGACCACCACCAACGAGGAGCAGGAGCAGGACUAGCUGCCAGCAGAUUAACAUGGAAACCAAAACAUUUUUUUUAAACCUUUUUGUUGAAACCAAUUCAAUGCCAAUGUGUGCGUGAGUGUGUGCGUGAGUCUGUUGCGAGUGUGUGAAUACUAUUAAAAUAAAAAAAUAAAUGUACAUACGAACAAUGUGAAUAUGAAUAUGAAUCAAGUUAAGCUGUUAACGAGUAAUAAUUAACUGUUAUGUGCCUGAAUUUCAAUUUCGUAAUAAAUUGUUGAAUCGCUAAA
Drosophila erecta is the source of this 663-nucleotide messenger RNA. RefSeq lists its product as uncharacterized. Bases 203 to 412 code for a protein of 69 amino acids. The record is from RefSeq and is a predicted model, not a curated record. The transcript has 2 exons. NCBI's taxonomy places the organism in Eukaryota, Metazoa, Arthropoda, Insecta, Diptera, Drosophilidae.